UUGGCUUGUUACAUUUCAAAUAGCUUCAUUGAUUGUUGUAAAAUAUCUAGAAGAAUUUACCAAUUUUAAAAUAAACAUUCCAUAUAUAAUUAUUUAGUACUCCUAAGACGUAAGUAGGGAAGUCACAAUGGCAAAGAUGGCGUUUCAACAUCAGGCCGGUACGGCCAUGGAGUGUUUAAGUAUUCCUAUUACGCUCCAUAAAGAGAAAGAAUAUGAUAGAGAUGGACGAGAAAUACUAAAAUGUGGAUUUAAAAUAGGAGGUGGUAUUGAUCAAGAUUUUAAGAAAAGUCCUCAAGGAUAUACAGAUAAUGGAAUAUAUGUUACGGAAGUCCACGAAAAAAGCCCAGCAUCCAGAGCUGGCUUACGUAUCCAUGACAAAAUUUUACAAUGCAACGGCUAUGACUUCACGAUGGUAACACACAAAAAAGCUGUGAGCUACAUCCGGAAAAAUCCAGUUUUAAAUAUGCUUGUUGCAAGAAAAGGUGUUACCUCCACCUAAAUGUCUCGUAUAUUAGAUAUUCCGCAUUUAUUUUAUUUUUUAAGUAAUAAGAAUAUUGUGAUAACUCCACAAAUACCAUAUUUGAGAACAUUUUAUGUUUGAUAGCGUGUACUCUCCUAAAUAAGGGAAGAAUCUAACUGACAAACAAAUUCUGGAAUAAAAGGUUAGAUAAUGAAUCCCAAUUUUUUUUUGUUUAACUGCCAAAUGCAGUCAGCUUCUCAGCAAAAUAUAUUUAAAAGUUGUUCUAUGAAUGCGAUUGCUCCUUGGCAGGAGAUGGCGAUCAUAUUAACCGAUGACUUAUAUACGCAACAAAAUGCUAGUAAACUUGCAUUUACUCCUGUUUUAUAAUAAAUAGCUAAUUCACUAUUAUACAUUUCGAUCCAUAGGACGGUUAAAUUCAUAUAUAAAGGCUCUUUACAUACAUAACUAUUAUAAGAAUUAUAUUUUUAUACCUUAUAGGAAUAUGGGUGAAUAUGUUCUAGAGAAAUAGUAAAAUGAAAAUCAUAAAGUUAAUUUUCAGUUUUGUUGUUAUACAGAAGAGGGCGUUCCAAGUUUAACUUUUCUUAUUGAAACUAAUUUUAAAAUAGCUGCGAUUAGAAAAACUUGAAUGAAACAAACGUCAUUUAAGUUAAAUAUAAUUGCAAAAAUAAAUGAGAUUAAAAAU
Ceratitis capitata (Mediterranean fruit fly) is the source of this 1163-nucleotide messenger RNA. RefSeq lists its product as uncharacterized. Gene Ontology annotation, biological process: neurotransmitter receptor transport postsynaptic membrane to endosome; neurotransmitter receptor transport, endosome to postsynaptic membrane. Gene Ontology annotation, cellular component: postsynaptic density; postsynaptic membrane; adherens junction. The transcript has 3 exons. NCBI's taxonomy places the organism in Eukaryota, Metazoa, Arthropoda, Insecta, Diptera, Tephritidae. The coding region runs from base 128 to 499 and encodes 123 amino acids. The record is from RefSeq and is a predicted model, not a curated record. Gene Ontology annotation, molecular function: protein binding.